AUGAGCAAGCUCCCCCCAGCUCUGCUCUACCUCACAAUCUACAACCCCACGCUUCUUCCCACUGGGCCAGUCGACAAAGAUGACGAAGACGCAGAGGAACAGGCUCACAUCCUGUUUUAUACUGCCCGUGAGCGUGCUGUCUCCAGGGAUAAGAUGCUCAGACAGGUCGGGCUCGCGAAGGCGCUCGUGAACUUCUCUAGUAUGUUUGCCCAAGAGGAGGCCUGCGAGAACGUUCAUUCGCAGUCUAGACGGAUGAUCAUGCUCUGCCCUGAACCCAACUUCUGGAUCCACGCCUGCUUCGAGCUGGCGAAAACGCAAAAACCGGUCGCUGCAUCGUCUGGCGCUAAGACAUCGAAGGGCAAGUCAUCGUCAGCUACGAAGGAUGGUGGGAAGGGGAAGAGCGCUGGAAAGGAGAAGGAUAAGGACAAAGGAAAGAGUGGUGCUAGUGCUGGAAGUGAGGGUGUGCAGUGGGAUUGGUAUGAUGGCUCUGUGCAUGACGAGGUGCUGAGAAGACAAUUGAUGAAGGGAUAUGAACAGUUCAAGCUUAUUCACGGAUCGUUCACGACUAUACUGCGAGACCAAGGACCGGAAGUGCUUGAAGUGCAACUUGAACGGUUCUUCACAGUUUGGGCUUGGAGGUGGGAUAUAGAUCAUGAUUCCGAGCUUGGGGAACAUCUAGGAAUACCGCUGCAUCCACUAUACCCAUCUAUCCUCCCUGUCCUCGACGAAUUCACCAUGAAUCUCCAGACUGAAGAUGCCGAGUCAGACUCACCUACGCCUUUCCUCCUCAUUCCUCCUCAUGUUAUACCCUCUUCCACCUACUCUUCCUCCCACCCAUCGCACGCUCUACCACUAUACCUUCGCUCAAGAUUUCCACCACCACGACCCCCAUCUUUGAAUGACCCUUCCAGCUCUUCGAAAGGUGGUGAUUCGCGGGUUAACAGUCCGGGUGACAAAGACGAAGGUGUAGGUGGCGCGGGAACAGCGGCUGUGGCGAAUGCGUUUGUGGCGAUUGGGCAGAGUAUGGAUGUGAGAAGGUGGAAUUGGGGAGCGUUGACGUUUGGAAAGGGAGGAACCAGUAGCGGAAGCGGGUGGAAUAUCAGAGGGAUGACAGGCGCUAGUGGGAGCGAACCUGGGGUAACUGGCAAGGAAGAAUCAAAGGAGGCUGAGGGUCAAGAUACGGCUGAAGACGGUGAUGGUAAGAGCAAGGAUGUAGAGAGGCCGAGUAUAGGUCAGAACGAAGAGGGCAUAAAGGUGGACACAGAGAGUCUACAUGAUGCCAUCUCCUCGUACUCGGUACCACCUCCUGAUCCACCGCUACAAUCGCAAUUUGCCCCACCUCCACCUCCAGACAUCGUGAAUGAGGACCAACCCUUGGAAAGAUCCAUUGCACCUUCUUCUUCUCCCAAGUCUAGAGACUUCGCCAUUGCAUCAUUUCCCGAACCAUCAUCCUUCAGUCCUCCGGCUCCUACUGCUACGAAUAUCAGCUCAAGCUCCCCUGUACCUCUCGUCAACUCGUUACCCUCCGCAUCAUCAAGUCCUUCGUCAUCACCUGUUCCAUCGUCACAGUCCCUACCUGACGAACACUCAACAUCAACCCACUCAUCACCUCCCUCGAUUCCGCCGCCGCCUCUACCGAUAUUCUUACCUCUGUCCGUCCAUCUUUCACCGCGAGAUGAUCCAAAUGCAACCUCACGACGGCGAGUGCUAUAUACCAUUAGAAAUCAAAUCGCACUCGCUUUCAUCGCACGAUCAACUUCCGAAUACACUGACGACGACAUGAUCCAGAUACAACAAGCUGCUUUGGCAUUAUUGGACAAAGUCCAGGGUCUACUACAGGACGAAGCAUACGACGGCAAUCCCGAUACGCCUACUCUGCCUUCAGCUACAAAGAUUCUUCAACCAAAGGAUAAGUAUAUACUGGACAUAGGUCGUGGGACGACGUUGUCCAGUCCUCAAUUCACCUCGACUUCGGAGCAUCUAUUUCUUGCAGAGGAAUUCUUUCAGACGCCGAAUGUCCUGGAGGUGUUCUCCAGAACGCAAGGGGCACAGCACUGGCAGAUUGCUAAACGCGAGUCGAACAUCAGUCUGGUCACUGAGGCGAGUGUUAAUCCGGCCAUGGAUGGCAGCAGCGGCGGCGAUGCUGUAAUGUACAUGGAAAUCUCGAGAAAGGAGACGAGUUUGGCUGAUGUGGAAAAUGAGCUUGCGGAGGUGGUAAGGAAAGUGAGUGAUGGGCGUUGGAUGCGGAGGGAGUGA
Stereum hirsutum FP-91666 SS1 is the source of this 2256-nucleotide messenger RNA. RefSeq lists its product as uncharacterized. The record is from RefSeq and is a predicted model, not a curated record. Gene Ontology annotation, cellular component: Mon1-Ccz1 complex; intracellular membrane-bounded organelle. The coding region runs from base 1 to 2256 and encodes 751 amino acids. The transcript has 8 exons. Gene Ontology annotation, biological process: vesicle-mediated transport. NCBI's taxonomy places the organism in Eukaryota, Fungi, Basidiomycota, Agaricomycetes, Russulales, Stereaceae.